Vanrija pseudolonga is the source of this 435-nucleotide messenger RNA. RefSeq lists its product as uncharacterized. Bases 1 to 435 code for a protein of 144 amino acids. The record is from RefSeq and is a predicted model, not a curated record. The transcript is spliced from 2 exons. NCBI's taxonomy places the organism in Eukaryota, Fungi, Basidiomycota, Tremellomycetes, Trichosporonales, Trichosporonaceae.
AUGAACACCGCCAUCGCUCGCAUCCUCACCCGCGACCGCGCCGCCGUCUCCCAGCCGGAGCUCGAGCACCCCGCGCACCGCGACUGCAUCACCUGCAACCCGCCGAGCCCCGCGCAGAAGGUCUUCGCCCGCAAGGCCAUCAAGGCGCGCACGAGCAGCCACGUCUACUGCCCCGCUUGCACCAAGCGCACUUUCGACGCGAACGCGAACUCGCAGGAACUGGCCGAGCCAUCCCGCCCGCCUCGCCCACACACCGAGUACCCCGCCCUCACGCGCCACCCCAUCCUCCUCCGCAACGACUUUGACGCCAUGUUCGACCACCCGCGCAGCUCGUUCCGCGAACUCAACCCCCCGCGCCUCUACUCUGCCUUUGCGCCCACGCACCGCUCCGCUUCCGGAUCGACGGUCUGCCUUAACGAGCGCGUGCAGGCCUGA